Messenger RNA from Saccostrea cuccullata (small rock oyster), 1811 nucleotides. RefSeq names its product tripartite motif-containing protein 55-like. Gene Ontology annotation, molecular function: zinc ion binding; ubiquitin protein ligase activity; protein binding. The transcript is spliced from 2 exons. NCBI's taxonomy places the organism in Eukaryota, Metazoa, Mollusca, Bivalvia, Ostreida, Ostreidae. Gene Ontology annotation, biological process: protein polyubiquitination; proteasome-mediated ubiquitin-dependent protein catabolic process. The record is from RefSeq and is a predicted model, not a curated record. Bases 79 to 1767 code for a protein of 562 amino acids.
GAGUACAUAACAGAUAGACUGCAGUUGGAGUUUGAUCAACAGGGUGGACACUAUUGCUGAAGUCAGUUCAAAAAAACAAUGGACCCCAGUACCAGUGCCCAGGACGUGAUGCGAUGUGACUUGUGUGAGACUUCUGUGGUUCAAGUGUACUGCAAGACUUGCCAUAUCAACCUGUGUAGGGCCUGUAUGGGAGAACAUGUUUUUGAUGAUCUCUCCAAACCUCAUAAAAUUGUUGACUUUAAGGACAGGAAAUCCACCCUCCUUUACCCUGGAUGUACAUCUCAUGCCAAAGAACAAUGUGAAAUGUACUGUAAACAAUGUGACAUUCCUGUCUGUCUUUGCUGCCUUGCAUCCAAACACCAUUUAGGUCAUGAAUUUUCUAAAGUCUUGCAAAUUGUGGAUGAAAAGAAGGACAAUAUUAUAAAGGAAAAAAAUGAACUAAAUGAUGCAAUCUACCCUACCUACCAGGACAUUGCCUCUGAUGUACAGAACAGAAUGAGUCAGUUAGAAAAGGAAUAUGGAGAUCUCUCAACAGCCAUAACAAAACAUGGAGAGGACUGGCACAGAGAAAUUGACAAACUUGUCCAGAAACUUAAAGCUGAAGUUGAUGAGAUGAAAAACACACAGUUACAAACUCUACAGAAACAUCUGGAUGAAAUAAACAAGACAAUGUCUGACAUCAAGGAAGAAAUCAAUUCAGUGGAAACUGCAAUAGACACCAAUGACUUGUCAGAACUAUUUAGUUUCAAGUCCAAUGUACCUAGAUUCAUAAAUCUUCCACACAAAAUAAUACCAUUGUUACCCAAAUUCAUUCCAGGAAAAAUUCAUCAAGAAGAAUUAAGUAAAUUGUUUGGAGCCUUAUCACCAAGUUCUUUAACAUCAGAUAAAAAUGGCUACAGCAUGAAGACAACACAGAAAUCACCAGAAGCUGGAUCCUCUGCUCCAGUCAAACAGAUGCUUGAUGAACCAGAGACUGUCACCACCAUAUACACUGGGUAUGGAGAACUUUACAAGGUGGCCUGUCUGAGUGAUGAAGAAAUCUGGACAAGUGGACUUAACAGCACCAUGAAACUCUACAGCAUCAAUCAGGGAUCACUACUCAAGUCAAUCACAACCAAGUCAGGGAACAGACCAUAUGACAUAGCAGUGACAAAAAGUGGAGAUCUAGUUUAUACUGAUUAUAGUAAUAGAACAGUGAACAUUGUGAAGAAUGAGAAGAUAGAGGAGGUGAUCAGACUACAGAACUGGGGACCUCACGGUGUCUGUAGUACCUCCUCUGGUGACCUCCUGGUUAUCAUGGACAGUGAUGAUUAUAAACAAACAAAAGUUGUCCGUUACUCUGGCUCCACAGAGAAACAAACCAUUCAGUUUGAUGAUAAAGGUGAACCUCUCUAUUUUUUUGAUAUAUAUAUAAAGUAUAUAACUGAGAAUAGGAACCUGGAUAUCUGUGUGUCUGACAUUGAAGCUAAAGCAGUAGUGGUGGUCAAUCAGGCCGGGAAACUGAGAUUCAGGUACACUGGACAUACUUCUGCUCCAAAGAACAAACCAUUUGAUCCACUAGGAAUCACCACAGACAGUCAGAGUCACAUCCUUACAGCUGAUAAUAGCAAUAACUGUGUCCACAUCAUAGACCAGGAUGGACAGUUCCUCCGUUACAUAGAAUGUGGACUUAGUGUACUCUGGGGACUGUGUACAGAUACAAAUGAUAAUCUGCUUGUUGCUCAGAUUGGAAACAAACAAGUGAAGAAAAUCAAAUAUCUGCAGUGAAAUCUAUGACCAUUGUUACAGUGAAACAUUACAAUGAUUUAUAU